Messenger RNA from Musa acuminata subsp. malaccensis (wild Malaysian banana), 1573 nucleotides. RefSeq lists its product as uncharacterized. Gene Ontology annotation, molecular function: phosphoglycerate dehydrogenase activity. NCBI's taxonomy places the organism in Eukaryota, Viridiplantae, Streptophyta, Magnoliopsida, Zingiberales, Musaceae. The record is from RefSeq and is a predicted model, not a curated record.
AUCUGUUUCCUUAGGUCCUUUCUAUGAUUCAAGAAGGUUCUCCUUUUUUGCCAUUUAACUUGGAGUACCUUAUGGGCGUGAUCUUCUAAACUGAACAAAAUAUGUAUCAGAACAUAGUCGUUUGGAUGUUUCUUUCCAUCUGAGUCUCCUCAAAUCUGGGUUUGUUCGAACCGAGUACGAGAGAAAGAUCAAAUCUCUUUAAAGUUUUGUGUGUUUAGUGGAGAUUUGUGUUCCCCCGCAACAGUAACUCGGUGUAUUUUGCCUUUUGGUGCUUAUUAGUGUGUUGCUUCUUUUCUUUAUUCCUAAAAGACAACUUUGUGUUUACUUGGCCUCAAAAAUGUUUUGAUCUUGGACCAGAAGAAGAAGAAAAGAUAGCUCCCUCCACCGUUUCUGGUCAUGUCAUUCAUAGUGUGUUUUCAUUGAUAACUACUGUUUUCCCAGAUCCAUGGCCCAAUUACGAGACUAAUUUGAGAAGGCAUUUCUUGGAGGAUGCAAUCCAAGGAUGGAGAGUUGUGAUCCUGCCACUAUGGAUCAGCCAUCCAGUCCUGGUCGGAAGAUUAUCCUGCACCCCCUCUAUGUUCCAAAGUCACCACCUUGGUUUGAUCUGAGGGUAUUUUAUGUAAGGGUGAGCAAUUGCCAGAUUGAUGAAUCAACUCCUGAGCAUCUUACAGUUCAUCACAUUCCGCUUACUCCCGACACCAUCCUCGAAGUGAAUGGUAGAAGAAGUAGCAUUUACUCUGAUUAUGUUUCUUCUUCACUUCGAAGGGAUAGGGUUGAUAAGAGAGCGGAAGAAGCUACAUUUGUUAGCACAGAUAGCAUUAGGAUGACUGGAAGUAUCAGAUUUGAGGUCUAUGAUAGAGAUUGUCUAGUGCUUGCUGGUAUCCUGGAACUGUGUAAUUCUAAUGGUUUUAGUGGGGACACAAAGAAACACAACAAAAAGUGGAGCAUGAAUUGUCAAUCUGUAAUUUUGACUGGCAUGAGCUUUCUAAAGAACAAACAGAUUAUGAGUGUGGAGAUUAAUUUGCCUAUGAUUGAGGUAUACGUUGCUGGUCUUUUCUCUGGUGCUCCCAUUGUCUUGACCAAGACUCUUCAGCUUGGUUUUCUUAAGAAGCAUCAGAUGAAGGUUAUGCUGGAUUCCAUUCCAGAGGAUGAUACAAUGGAACUGAAGAAAGAAAUGGCAUCUGAGGAUGGUUUUGAGUUAUCAGAAUACGGAGGCUACAACCAAGAAACUGAUCUGGACAUGGAUUACAACGAAAUGUACACAAAAGCUGAAUAUUUGGAAGGAGAAGAUGGCGAACUUUUGUGGUUCAAUGCUGGAGUGAGAGUUGGUGUGGGGAUCGGCCUCGGUGUCUGCCUUGGUAUCGGAAUAGGAGUUGGCUUGUUAGUCCGCACCUACCAAGCCGCCACCCGAAACUUCAAGAGGCGACUCGGCUGAUGCUAGGCCAAAAUAGUGUUGUAGGAUCAGUAGCCAUCGGCAUUGCAGCGGCCAUGUUUCUUUGCUUUCUGUCCCUUGUCGAUAAAACAGCUAACUUGUUUAUGCUCCAUGGUACUUUUUUCUGCUGUAAAUGUUUUC